Linum trigynum is the source of this 1927-nucleotide messenger RNA. Lineage: Eukaryota; Viridiplantae; Streptophyta; Magnoliopsida; Malpighiales; Linaceae. The record is from the annotation of a GenBank genome assembly.
AGACGAGGCAUCCAGCCGGAGAUGAUCGCCGUUCGCUGAUGCAAAAAAGCCUACGAUGAACCAAACAACACUAAGCAUCGGCGGCGGCGGCUCUGACCGCAUAUCGGCGUUACCCGACGAGAUCAUUCACCAAAUUCUGCGACUCCUACCAUCACUGAAAGAAGCCGCCAAAGCCGCCGUCCUUUCCAAACGAUGGGGCCUUCUCUGGCGCUCCUACCCAGUUUUGCAAUUCGACAAUCGCACUGCAAGCGACUCCUCAAAAUCGCUGCUUGACGAAUUCGCCGCCGCCGCCUCCACAAAAUUCAAUUCCCAGCCGGACCUGAAAGUGGAAGCCGUGAGGAUCCACAUGGUGUGGAAGAUGGCCGAGGAUGCGUCCAUCUACCGCUUCGUCGUCGCCAUGUUGAAAUUGGUGGCGAACAGGGAACCAGAAGAGGUCGACAUCCAAAGCGUCGGGUACCCACCGAUCCCGGCUCGAUUAAUCAACCACCGCCGCCUCAAAAUUCUCAACCUCCGCUGCUUUCAGCUCUUCUGGCAACCCGCCGACACCACGACGAUGAUCAAUCUCCGGGUGCUCUGCCUCGCCGACUUCAGCUUCUACGACGACGGCCGGCUUCUGAAUGCCGUCAUCGCCAGUGCCCCUCUGUUGGAGACGCUGACCCUGUCCGGCCCAUGGAUAGGAGGGGAUGAAAAAAUUAGGGUUCUUCAGAUCUGCAACCAUCCCAAUCUCAAAACCCUAAAACUUUCUGGGGUUCCUGUUAAGGAUUCGAUUCAGAUUUCAGGGGCUCCUUCUCUGCAAACCUUGACAUUGAAGAACUCCGUCUCUGGAGCCCUCGAUAUCUCUCUCCCACUGCCAAAUCUCGAAUCGCUCGAAAUCGAAGCCGGUCUGGAUGCUUCCGGUUUGACAGAGGACGUUCUCAAUGACUUGAUCGCCGGAUCCCCGUCUCUACAGUCACUGAAAUUGGACUUCUUUGGAAACGCAGGAGGCAAUUUACUCAAUGUUGUGAAUCCUAACCUUCAGUGGCUGUGGCUACGGGAUCGAGCGAAGGGUUUGGAUGCUCCAGGAAGGGUGAUUCGGUUCGAUGCUCCGAAAUUGGUUGAUUUCGACUAUGGCGGGAGUAUGGAUUCCCUGCCUGCAAUUAGUUAUGCUCAAAGCCCUGUUGCAGCUCAGCUAUGUGAAGUUCUUUUAGCAAUGGGAUCGAAAGUUAGUAUUACAAUCGAAAAGUUCAGGGAUUUGAAUUUCUUCUUUGCCAAGCUAAUCCCCCACUUCCCCUGCAUUCGACUCUGGUUCUUUCUCAUAUAUUCAACUGAGGGUUCCUUUGAUUGGGAUCAAGUUGAAGAUGACUUGCCUGCUGUACCAAUCUAUGAUAUCGCAUUUCGCCGUGGAUUUUCGAAUUAUGACGAGGUAGAUGCUGCUUUAAUGGAAGGUUUACUGUGGAGUUGUCAUCCUAAGUAUUUAUGUAUAGACGAAGAUCCUAACAACAAAUCGAUGCAUUGUCCGUCUCUCGAGUACCUAUGCAAGUUUUUUACUGAAAUAACCUUUGACCGGUGUCGUCAAACGGCUUGCAAGUGUUGGCGCCACGAAUUAAAAGAUGUCAAGAUCGUAAGCAAAAAAGAUGAUGAUGGUGGUGAUGAUGAUGAGCUUGCAGACAUUUCCAUUGAUUCUCCUUCGUCUCUUGGCAACCAAAAACGAGUUACAUUUAGAUUAAAUUGGUGCUAAAAAGUACAAAUGCAUUGGUGUUUGUGGGUGAUGGCUAUUUUUAUGAAAUUAGAUGCUUCAUAACUAUUUUCCUCGGUUUAGUGUAUGGUGUGUUGGUCCUACUAAUGAUAGGAUUGUCCAUUCAGUGACAAAGAAACUCUUUCUCAAUUUUCUAUCUUUAUUAUAUUGGUGAAAUCAUUUAUUGUUGGUAUAUAAAAAGAUGAGUUUCAU